CGCCGUCAAGGGAGCGAGUCAUUCUUCCCCUCACUUUCCCUGGGGUUUCUGGCAUUCCUUUCCGGAAACCGCAACCCCUCUGGAGACAUUUUCCUCAUCUAUUCCGUCGCGUCAUCCGUUUUUAUGCUUUUCUGUUAGUCGCUGUCCUGGGAGUUCCCUCUCCACAGAAAACUACUUUCCGGAGGAAGGUCGAAAGGACUACAACUCCCAGGGGGCUCUGCGGUCUGUCCCUUCCAGCGCAGUGCAAGUUGGGUGCUGAGGUCCCACGAUCUUCUAGUCGCGUGCAGCCAGGAGCAAGCGCACUACAGGUUCCGUGGCGCCUCGCGCGUUGUGUCAGCAGCGGCAGCCGCCAAGGUGCCUGAGGUGGAGCUGAAGGAUCUGAGCCCCUCCGAGGCGGAGCCCCAGUUAGGACUGAGCACGGCGGCCGUGGGCGCCAUGGUACCCCCAGCGGGUGGAGGGGACCCAGAGGCUCCAGCUUCAGCUCCUGCGGCGGAGCGGCCCCCGGCCCCUGGCCCGGGCUCGGGGCCCACCGCGGCUCUGAGCCCUGCGGCCGGGAAGGUCCCUCAAGCGUCGGCCAUGAAGCGGAGCGACCCUCAUCACCAGCACCAGCGGCAUCGCGACGGCGGCGAGGCCCUGGUCAGCCCCGACGGCACGGUCACCGAGGCGCCGCGCACGGUCAAGAAGCAGAUUCAGUUUGCUGACCAGAAGCAGGAAUUCAACAAACGUCCCACUAAAAUUGGACGUCGCUCGUUGUCUCGCUCCAUCUCUCAGUCAUCUACUGACAGCUAUAGCUCAGCUGCCUCAUACACAGAUAGCUCUGAUGAUGAGACGUCCCCCAGGGACAAGCAGCAAAAGAACUCUAAGGGAAGUAGUGACUUCUGUGUCAAGAACAUCAAACAAGCAGAGUUUGGACGCAGAGAAAUUGAAAUUGCUGAGCAAGAGAUGCCUGCCUUGAUGGCUUUAAGGAAGAGAGCCCAAGGAGAAAAGCCUUUGGCUGGAGCCAAAAUUGUGGGUUGUACACACAUCACUGCUCAGACAGCCGUGCUUAUGGAGACUCUGGCUGCUCUGGGGGCACAGUGCCGAUGGGCUGCCUGCAACAUCUACUCCACCCUCAACGAAGUGGCUGCUGCCCUCGCAGAAAGCGGGUUUCCCGUCUUUGCCUGGAAAGGAGAGUCAGAAGAUGACUUUUGGUGGUGCAUUGACAGAUGCGUGAAUGUGGAGGGCUGGCAGCCCAACAUGAUAUUAGAUGAUGGAGGAGAUCUUACUCACUGGAUUUAUAAAAAGUAUCCCAACAUGUUUAAGAAAAUCAAAGGCAUAGUCGAGGAGAGUGUUACUGGAGUCCAUAGGCUGUACCAACUGUCCAAAGCUGGGAAGCUGUGCGUUCCAGCCAUGAAUGUUAAUGACUCAGUCACCAAACAGAAAUUUGAUAACCUCUACUGUUGCCGUGAAUCUAUCCUUGACGGGCUUAAAAGGACAACAGAUAUGAUGUUUGGUGGAAAGCAGGUGGUGGUCUGCGGCUAUGGAGAGGUGGGGAAGGGGUGCUGCGCUGCUCUGAAAGCCAUGGGUUCCAUCGUGUAUGUAACUGAGAUUGACCCCAUCUGUGCCCUGCAAGCCUGUAUGGAUGGGUUUCGACUGGUGAAGCUAAGUGAAGUCAUCCGACAGGUGGACAUUGUUAUUACGUGUACAGGGAACAAGAAUGUGGUGACCAGAGAGCACUUGGAUCGUAUGAAGAAUAGCUGCAUUGUUUGUAAUAUGGGACAUUCCAACACCGAGAUUGAUGUGGCCAGCCUGCGGACACCAGAACUGACCUGGGAGAGAGUAAGAUCCCAGGUUGACCAUGUGAUAUGGCCUGAUGGCAAGAGGAUAGUGCUGCUGGCAGAGGGCCGUCUACUGAAUCUAAGCUGCUCCACAGUGCCUACAUUUGUGCUCUCAAUCACUGCUACCACUCAGGCUCUUGCCUUGAUAGAACUUUACAAUGCUCCUGAGGGUCGCUAUAAGCAAGAUGUGUACCUGCUGCCCAAGAAAAUGGACGAGUAUGUGGCAAGCCUACACCUGCCCACCUUUGAUGCCCACCUGACAGAGCUGACAGAUGAACAAGCCAAGUAUCUGGGACUCAACAAGAAUGGACCCUUCAAGCCUAACUACUACAGGUAUUAAGUUCCUGUAAUACAAGCCAGAAGACAUGUUAAGGAAUAGAACCAAGCCUUUUCUCUACUACUAUCCAAGGAAGAACCCAGCAAGCUGCUUCUCCAAUCAGAGCUGCCCGCCGUGCUCAUCCUAUGUGUUAGGUUAUUUAUUUAUUAAAAUCUAGAAUUCUGUGCCUGUAGCCUUGGCCCAGAGUGUGGUUACUACUCCUGGGGCCGUGAGAGCCACAGAGGACAGGCUGAGGAAGGAAAGAAAUGGGCUAAUCAUUCCUAGCACUUCACUCGCAUUAUUGCCCAUUGAUGGAAUCCUCAGCGAUGGCCAUUUUUCUUUCCAGGCUCAGGAGUUAGUUCAGGGAUGCCAGACUCCUUGUUACUUAGGGUUUUCUGGAAUAAAUUUCAGCAGCUGCCUUUUUCAAAGCUUUGGUCCUUUCCCAGGUGAGGCCUUUUGGAAGCCACUGAAUUAACAAGGUCUGAAUUCUCGGCCUUGAUAGUUACUGACCCUGCCUUCCUUAUUAAAAGGCUGGUGAGGCAGGAGUGGUAAGGUCUUGUAAGCUGCACCAAGAACUCAGCUGUGCCUGUCCGUGCCUACUGGGAUCUCUUCUCUUACCCAGGACUCCUUUUUUUCUCCUUGAAGACUGUAUCCAUUUCAAUGCUUUCUGGUUCUAAGAGGGUUGUGACUUCAUGAUCUUAAUAGCUCUGGUGUUGGCCAGGCAUUUGUUUUACUUUCUAUCCCUACUAAACUCUGCUCAGGAACUGGCCAGCCAGCUCCGCCGGGAAGCUGCAGAAGACAGGAGACUCUGUAAAGUGUGUCCAGAUGAUGAUACCUAGUUUUAGGGCUGGAGGUUAGCUCACUGGUAAAGCACUUGCCUGGCAUGGAUAAGGCCCUGUGCUCAAUUGCUAGGAACCAGGGAAAGGGAUGAGGCACCAGUCUGAACCUCAUUAGACAUUCGUCCUGUUGCCUGUUGGCCUUGGUGAAAGUGAGAUCUGUAAUCUGAUAGCUUCUCUUUCUUUGCUGCUGCAGUAUCAUUAGGAUCUGGACCCUUCUGUUUAAGGAUUCUGUUUCAGAGAGUUUCUUAAGUAACUCCAACAUUAUAAAAUAGUAAUGUAUACAGUGUGAAGUUUCUCAUUCUACCCAAGAAUUGAAUAUUCUUUGGAGAUGGGCUGAAUGGUUUCGAGGUUUCCACUGGGAUCCAUUGGUUUCAAGAAUUAAAACCUGGAGUGACCCUAGGAAUCUUGAGUUGAAUGAAUCCCUCUCAUGGUCCUCCCUGUUUAGAAGUCUCGUGUUUGUGUCCUAUAUAUCUCUUAUAUUGUUCUGCUUCAGAGUCUCAAGACCAAGGUCAUUCAAACAGAGGAUGCCCAGAAUCACUAAAACCUUCAUCUAGAUUUUCUCCCCUGGUUCCACCAUCUCCACUGUCCCUUGGUCUUUGUGUGUGCCCUGGAAGCUAGUCUGGAAGUGUCCUUAUUUUCUAAGAUAGGGAGACAGAACUUGGGUAGGUGGCUGUUUGCCUUAUGAAAUGGCAUACAUUCUGGCUCACCCCAGAAGAUGGACUCUGCACAGGGCAUCAUCUGUGGCUAUAUUCUGUUGUGUAAGGAAGAUCAUAAACACUGAAGGUUUCACGGAGAUAGUCAGUUCUGUUUGCCUCAUUCUGAUUUCUGUAUUAAUAGAAUGCAUCACUCUCCCACUACCAUCUCUGUUUGUUUUUUUGUUAUUGUUGUUGGGGUUUGUUGUUGUUGUUUUGAGAUAGUCUCACUCUGUAACCCAGGCUGAACUCAAGGCCAUAGCAGUCCUCCUGCCUUGGCCUCCUGAGACUGUGUGCUGCCAUGCCUGGCUUCUUAAUUGGCUCUCUUUAGCAAAAGAUUAUAUCUCCAUGCCUCAUCUUAUGUCCAGAGCAGAUUCCAUUAGGCAUGUAUCUGGCUUGGACCCCAAGUCAUAACCUGGUGAUUUUCUGCAAAGCCUUGCUCUCUGCGGAGCUUCCUAUGGCUGGUACUUGCACAGUACGCCCUGCCACACCAUAGGGAAGAGAUCCGCUCUGAAUACAAAAGGAGGCACAUGGGUUUCUAAGUUAAGUUGAACCUGGAUGCCCAUAGUGAGGUAUCUGCCUGUGAGUUGUAGAUGACAUCUAUUCCCUUCUCUCUGGAGACUUCUGUGUCAUCAACCAUUAAGAAAGUAGCCAGAGUAGGGCUGUUAAGUCGGUGAUAGGACACUUGAUUAGCGUGUGCCAGGCCUGGGGUGAGUCUCCAGUACAGCAGACUUGUGGAGAGCUGGGAAGAAAGAAGGUAGCCCAGGACUCUUCUCUAGGUUCUGCCCUAAUGUUGGAACCAAGCAUUGUUCCCUCUAACCUUGGAAUAAGAGCAAAUUUCCUCUUAUUCCAACUCUUCCUCUUACAAGCACUCUGCUACCAGGAGACAAGGAGAAGAAGGCUGGUUGUCUCUGGUUCUGUGGCCCUGGGCAGAGGGGAAAUAUACCAUUUAUCUACAAUGAAUUUGUGCUACUUCAAGGUCUUCUUGAAGUCUUAGUGGAAAUAUUGUUUUCUUUUCCUUGUUAAACAAAAAUGCCUCUAAUCUACCUUGCUCUGCCCACCUCCUUCCUCAUGACUCCCUCCUGGGAGAGCAAGGCUCCCCAUGGCCACACACUCCUGCGAAGCUUUUUUUGCUGCUUGGCUUGUCUGAACAGAUCUGAAAUUGCUGCUCCUGUGGUUUCCUCAGAAUUAACUUUUGUCAUGGUUUAAAAAAAAAAAAAUCAGAAUGCAUUGUUGCAUCAAGCUUUUUUAAUAAAGGAAAAUUAUGGAAAGAAAAUAGGUAACACCAGCAAAUUAUAUAUUGACAUUGACAAGUCUAAACAUAUAUACAUAUAUAUAUGUAAAACACAUACAUAUCUAUACAAAUAAUCAUCUAGUUCGUAUUGUCAUCUUACUGAAAGGAACGAAGCCUCUAAGGAUCACCAGUUCUGAGAAGCUCUUGGAAAUCUAUAUGUCUAAGUGAUUGUAUUAGAUCAGCAAUAAUGACUAUGUAAUCUCAAAAAAUAAAGUAUUCUUAAAACUGA
Messenger RNA from Apodemus sylvaticus (European woodmouse), 5187 nucleotides. RefSeq names its product adenosylhomocysteinase like 2 (gene Ahcyl2). The transcript is spliced from 18 exons. The record is from RefSeq and is a predicted model, not a curated record. Gene Ontology annotation, biological process: L-methionine cycle. NCBI's taxonomy places the organism in Eukaryota, Metazoa, Chordata, Mammalia, Rodentia, Muridae. The coding region runs from base 436 to 2157 and encodes 573 amino acids. Gene Ontology annotation, cellular component: cytosol.